GGCAAAUCUUUAUUUGUUUUGAGAAAAUGCAGUGCAGUUUGCAAAGCCUUUGAACGGAUUUCUAAAGCUGCUAGAAAUUGCUAUCCCAAGCAGUAGUACAAAUGUGGUUACGAGCUUCAGGCUUCCAGCAUUUUUGGAAAGGAUCUGUGGUACAUUGGUUCCAGCGAUAUCAAUAUAUAUCCUGUUGGGCAUGCAAGAAACCUGUACAUGACGUGCUAUGCCAGUCGUGUGGGAAGGUGCAACCAGCAGUACGUGAUAAAAACUACUUCAAGGUUUUGGGUCAGGAGGAAAAAUUUUCUCUUAAUACCGUUGAUCUGCAAACAAGAUUUAUAGAGUUGCAAAGAAUCCUUCAUCCGGAUAGAUUUGCAAACUGUUCUGAGGAAGAGAAGUCUUACUCGGCUGAUCAAUCUGCAAUGGUCAAUGAAGCGUACCAAGUGCUCUUAAAACCCAUCCAAAGAGCUACGUAUCUACUUAAGGUAAAUGGAGUGACGCUGGACGAAGUCAAACUGCCCCAAAAAUUCCUCAUCGAGAUGAUGGACCUGAAUGAGCAAGUAGAUACAGUUACCGAUAAGGUGAAGAAGACGCUUCUAGAGAAUAUUAUUAAUAUACAAGAGGCUGCUAUGGCUGACCUUCAAAAGAGCUUCGCUGAGGGAAACAAUGUAGAGGCUUCAAAAAUUCUUGCUAAGAUCAAGUAUCUUGAUAAUCUUAUUAACAGACUCAAAUAGGCCAGCCUACAUGUCCGUAGAAACAAAAAUUAUAUGGAAUAAUCUACAAGUGAAAUUGAAUACUAAACACUAUAAGUACAAUGUACCAAUCUAGCGUUAGCUGAUUCCAUGCUGUACAUAAUAAGUUGUAAAAUAAAUGAACUUGACGUAUCACCAUAAAAAAAUGUAUAGUCGUGCAUUGGUGUGGGUAAACAUUAAGACUGCUUAGGCAGAGUAGGGAAUUAUAGUAUAAAUAUCAUGCUGCAAUGAAAUGGUUAUUGUUACAUCUUGACUGCUUACUGGCCUGCUUAUUCUAUGUUUGUCUGCAGUGUGUAAUUAAACAACUUAGCUUAAUUUUCAAAACAUUUUCUUCCUGUCUUUAUGUAGUAAAUAUGGAAGGUCUUAGUAUCCUAUUAAAAAAAAUAAAAAAAAAGAAAAAAAUCCUAUUAUAACUCUGAUCAGACUGUCUACUACUUGUAGGCGCACGAACGGUUAUAUUUCGGAGAGAAAGACUCUUUGUGACUACUGUGGUGAACACUGUGCAUGUAUGUACGAGAGAACAAAUUUAGCUUGACCUUAAAUAUUAUUCAAAAUCGAUUCAGAGAAGCUGGUAAAGGAAAUUUGUAUCGUUAUCUCCUGUAAAGUCUUUUGUUACCAGAAAAAGCAUUUUUAACUAGGCAACACGAUAUAUUACCCUGGUUCAAUGCCAAGCGAGAAUUGUGUCAGUUAUCUAAACACAGAAUACAACAUUUACGGGAAAAUUGAAUCAGAAAGUUAAGGAAGUGCCAGAAAGUGACUGCAUGGUUUAGAAACAGCAGGGAAUACGUUUGUAAAAAUAGUUGCCAUGGAAAAGUAUUGAGAGAAAUUGUGACAUUUAGAGCGAUCUGUAUUAAAAAUCCUGGAUCAGCCCUUCAAAGCUUAAUCUUAAUGUUAAUAAAAAUUGGUAUUGGUGCAGUUAUUUUAUCCAUCUGGCACUAGCUAACGAAGUAUUUUUAGCUCUUGAUAUCAGGUUACCUUGCCGUUACGCCCAGUCAGAGUAGAUAAAAUUACACCUUAAGACAAGCACACGUUCAUAGCCAAGGGGGUACAUUAACAUAAUUGGUAAUUAAUCGCUACAUCAUUAUUUACUUCAAAAAAGCAAAGAACUCACAGAUUAUUACACUCAGUGCUCAGGUCUGGUCAUAGGACUAAAGAUAUUCAAAAAUAUCAGGUCAAUAAAAACGAUGUGUGUUAGAUGUUAGCGUAUUAAUAACAUUUGUGAUGCGGCAACCCUGUGGGUUAUGAUUAAUCUAGCUGAUGUAUAUUAGCUGGCUUAUGAAACACUUCAGGUUCGACAUCCCUUUUAAAAAAUUUCAAAUAUUGUAGUUAGUCGCCAAAGGCGUUAUGAGUUUGGGUAAAGAACACCAUACGUCAAUAUAAGAAAGAAUAUAUAUUCUUUCUUAUUUUUUAAAACACUUCGCCUGAUAUGGGUUAUAAGGGUCUUGUUGACUUUAUAAAACUAAUUUGAGAAGUUUUUCAGAUGUUCCAAAGAUUGUACAAGGAAACGACGAGCGGCACAAUAUCUACUCCAAUUUAUCUCGCACUUCGAGCGCCUACAUAUAUACCAUAAAACUCAUGCAAACUUAGCCAGUUUGUCCUUCUCCAUUCGUCGUUUUUCAUCGCACCUAACGCGAAAAAGUUCUAUCGAUCUCGGCAAAUUUUUGCUCACAGUUUUCAAGGCUUAUCUUGAAAGUUUCCAUUGCUGAGAAUUCAAAGCGACAGCGUAGGUCCUUUUACACCAGUCGCGGGUCGACUAGGAGAUACGCGCCAACACUGGUCUCCUGAAUCUUUGGGUUGCAUGCGCAAUGAAACUUCUGCUGUACUAUCUACUACUGCCGUAAACCGACUGCCCAGGUUUAUGGUCAAUCUUAAAUUUGUGACUGCUGCGUGGAGCUGGCGGAGAGCUUGCUGCAUUCAGAACUUGUUCGGCCCGAAUAUCACUAGGUCGUCGGCCCUCUUAUUGGAUGAGGUAGACCCUUCAGCGAGACGGAAAGUAACAAUAAGCUUAGGCUGUUCGUUCGAGUGAAGCCAACUGUCUGUGAGAAACAAAAAGUGAGAGAUCAUCCCAUUGUCGAUAGUUAUUCUAUUUUCCUUGAAAAUCGCAGCGAGUCAGGGCGAAAAAAAUCAGUCAGAAGAUCAACGUGCCAGCGUGAGCAUAACCUUCUUUCUGAACGCCUCGUCGAAGUAAACAAACAGCGCAUAUAGUAAACUGCGUGGGUUGGGCAGUACUCUCUAGACGUCGGGCACUACGAUCCUGCAUGCCAUCUCUGUGGAGCGUUAUGUGCGAAACCCAUGCGGAAGUACGUGAACAUUACUAAAUAGUGUCAUCGGCGGUGCAUUUGAAAUACCCGUUGCAGACCCGUUCAAGACUGGCAGCUUCUCCCCAAAACCUUGUAUUGGGGCUUGUAGUGUGAAGUUUUGUUUAUGGAUAUAGUGUUGUAUUGAGGUCCCUCUGUCAACGCUGCGAAGAAAGAAAACACCGCACUUGGUAUCGUAUUUUUUGACGCAAACAUUCUGAGAAGUGGUUUGUAAAUGCUGAAUGAAUACUGUUCAUGUUCUGUGUCGUCAAUCAAACGGGCCUUUAGCCAGUUAAGGUAUUGUUGCCUUUAUGAUGCACACAUUCUUCGACAGACUGUCUUAAAGAUAGAGACUAAAGGAAAGAACUCGGGCUGUAUUUGACUAUAGACCUGAAGGCCAUCUGGAUCCUCAAAGCAGCAGCAGAAAUCCGCGAGCGUGUCUAAAAUGGCCGUAGUGAGGCUUGUGUUCGGCUAAUCGAGGCGAGCGUUGAAAUAGCUGGCAAGGGCCAGAGAUGAGAUAGGAGAUAGAAUGGAAAGAUAGGACAUCCAGUCCGCUGAGGAGGUUCUCGAUUAGUACGUUCCUCAAUCAGCCGGCCAAACAUAGGCUGUUGUGAGGAUUACUUAACAGCAACGUAAGGCAAUAACGUUAUUCUCUAUCUGACAUGGCAUGAGGUUGUCUGUUUUACGAUUAUAGAACACGGGGAUACCUCCACUAGGGCAGCUUAGUCCAUUCAUCUUCAUUACAGGGCAGUGCACAAAACAGAAACGCGGUAGGUUGAAGGAGAUAGUAAUCAAGUCUUCGUUAGCAAGGAUGUUUAGGCUAUACUAGAAAAGAGAAGCGCCAGAGUUGCAACUCCUCACAGUUCCAUUGAGUACUUUGUAGCGUCUCUUCAAGAUUCAGCCCCGCUGUAAACUUUGUGAUGAAACAUUGGUAUUGCUAACAUACCUCUCUCCUUCGCACACGACACUGUCGAUAUGCACUUUCAGUGCCGCACGAGUAGUCGCUCAUGUUUUGUUCAGGAAGAAUGUUUUUCAACGCAGGGCCGAGGGGCUGCACAAUGCUGUUGCCCAUCACUAGCGCUGUUUUUCGCGGUGAAAAAGGGGUCGAGCCAUAUUAGGGUCCUUCGGAGAUGUAUCGCAUUUUUCGGUGAGUCACCAGUAUUGGCACCACAUGCUUGUAAAUUUGAUACUUGUCCUUCCAGCUCUAUCACUUGAUAAAAUGGGAGCGUCAUGAGACCUAUUGGUUCAUUCUGCAGCGCACAAAUGUCUAAACCUUUCAUAAAUAAUUCGGUGACGAGUCUGAUGUUAGCCUUGAGCAUACCCUAAACAUCAUUUGCCUGCUGGGUCGAUUGUCUGAUUAGCCUCUUUUCCACUCUUAAAAACGAAAUAUAUUACUUUGUUACGCUUCGAAUAGCACCUGUAAGCGCUAUUAUGUGUACACUCGUUGCAUUUCUCAAAAACAUUCACACUGUAUAGUCACAAUUUUUUUUGCGAAGUGCGGCCACUUGGUUAUGGAUACCUCGACGAUUAUAGACUAUGUGUCGCCUGUUACUAUUGUUACCUUUUAGUCCAAUGGCACACCUGCACAUCUGGCCUGUGUUUGUUGUUGAUUCUGCUGAUAUCGCCUUGGCUAAUGUGGUUCCAGCCAUCCCGUCGUAUAAAAUGUCUUUGGAAUAGCAGAGGCGUGUUUGUGGGUUAUUGCGCUUAAUCGACGAGCCGCAAGUCGCAACACUGUGUGAACUGUGUUGAAGUGCCUUCACCAAGUCUUCUCGAUCACUCAGCACUUCUCGAAAGCUGUCCAUUCUUCGAUACUAUCUACAGAGGCCAAUAAAUCAAGAAGAGCAUCGGCCAAUUUGUAGACGAGUGCUCGGUUGAAUCUUUC
This is a messenger RNA of Varroa destructor (honeybee mite), 4922 nucleotides long. It is a transcript of the gene Hsc20, whose product is annotated as iron-sulfur cluster co-chaperone protein HscB-like protein, mitochondrial. NCBI's taxonomy places the organism in Eukaryota, Metazoa, Arthropoda, Arachnida, Mesostigmata, Varroidae. Gene Ontology annotation, cellular component: mitochondrion. Gene Ontology annotation, molecular function: ATPase activator activity; protein-folding chaperone binding. The record is from RefSeq and is a predicted model, not a curated record. Gene Ontology annotation, biological process: protein complex oligomerization; [2Fe-2S] cluster assembly.